Nestor notabilis (Kea) is the source of this 935-nucleotide messenger RNA. Its product is annotated as Krueppel-like factor 4. The transcript has 3 exons. Gene Ontology annotation, biological process: regulation of transcription by RNA polymerase II. NCBI's taxonomy places the organism in Eukaryota, Metazoa, Chordata, Aves, Psittaciformes, Psittacidae. The record is from RefSeq and is a predicted model, not a curated record. Gene Ontology annotation, molecular function: RNA polymerase II cis-regulatory region sequence-specific DNA binding; DNA-binding transcription factor activity, RNA polymerase II-specific. The coding region runs from base 1 to 483 and encodes 160 amino acids.
AUGCUGAGCGGCAGAGACUCUCUCCCCACUACCCCAGGGCUGAGCCACCCACCACUGCCACUGCCCCCGGGGUACCCCUCCGCCCCUGGUUAUCCCACCUUUCUGCCUGAGCAGCUGCCACCUGGCACGCUCCAGUACCAAGAGCUGAUGCCGCCGGGGAGCUGCCUGCCUGAGGAGACCAAGCCCAAGAGGGGACGCCGGUCAUGGCCUAGGAAAAGAACAGCCACACACACCUGCGACUAUGCGGGCUGCGGCAAAACCUACACAAAGAGCUCUCAUCUCAAGGCUCAUCUGAGAACCCACACAGGUGAGAAACCUUAUCACUGUGACUGGGAAGGCUGCGGAUGGAAGUUUGCCCGAUCCGAUGAACUUACUCGUCACUACAGAAAACACACAGGCCACCGCCCUUUCCAGUGCCAGCGGUGUGACAGAGCAUUUUCCAGGUCGGACCACCUCGCCUUACACAUGAAGAGGCACUUUUAAUUGGAAGCAGUGGAUCUUUCCCCAACUGCCAUAGAGAUUCAGUAUUUACAGCAUGAGGACUGUCUUUCACAAGAUGGGGAGAGCACAGUUUAAGCACUACAGAUAAUCAAGGUGAAGUCUUCCAAAGAGUGGAAAGAGGGAUAAUUGCAUACAGAUGUUGCAACUUUGUUUUUAUAUAUAUGCAUUUAAAAGAGAACCAAAAACGCUGGGGUCAGUGACUGGAUCUUCUAUCAUUCCAUUUGUAAAUCCAACUUGAAUUAUUUCCGGACUACAAAAUGCCAAGGAGUGACUGGAAGUCACGGAUAUCAGGGUUAAACAGACUGUGUAGUUCGGAGGGUGGGGAUAUUACACAGGGAAAUUACAUUCCCUUAAUUUUCUUUCAAUGCAAUAUUAGAUGUAAAUGUCAUCUUGUACUUUACUUUUUUUUCCUUCUAAAAGCCAUUACAAUGUUA